UCAUUUUGCUGUUAUGACAACUAGAAAUAAAAUCGUCUCUGACAUAUCGCUCACUUCCGGAUAAACAAAUGUAUGAAUUUCAGACAAAAAUAACAAUAUCACCGAGUGUAUUUGUGAAGAAAAAUGGCUACAGAUUAUUUGACAUGUGGCUCAUGUUUACGGGAGUUUCCACUGCAACAAAUCACAACUUUCAUCCAGCACAAGAAACUUGACUGUGAUGAUGAAGUUGACCAGGAAAACGGCCAGUCAGAACUGCAGUGUAACUACUGCCCACAGGGUUUCAUGACAGCCUGGGCUUUGCUGGUUCAUGCUCAGAUCACUCACAAUCUAAAAAUCUUUCUGGAAAAUGCCUCUAAGUCAAUAUUCACAGCCACUAGAGAUGUGAAUUCAAAUCGUAGGGCUAUAGAGGACAUUGAGACGGACACAGGUGUUCUUGAAAGAGAUAAACUUAAACUCAAGAUUUGUGACAGUGCUGUUUUAGACAACGUUCCAGUGACUGGGAAUUCUACUGAAACACAGGUGCUAUUCCCAUCUUCCAGCAAUGAAACAUCUGCUGUGGUGCCGAAGAAUGUAACUGAGGUGAAAUGCUCAAAAUUAAAUUUAGUAUUGGUAGAUAAUUCCACACUGAGAAAAAUCUCCACUGAAAUACCAUCAAUGGUGAUCAAGUCUGCGACACCCAUGUCAGACACCUCUGUUGAAAAUAUUGUGCCACACAAUGAUAUGGCUGUUACACAAAGCAAACCAACAUUGGUAAUAUCAUGUUCUUCACACACUUCUUCUAUUCAAACAUUUACUGACUCAAAUUCACAGAAAUUGUCAUUGCAGCAAAUAACAAUUGUGCCAAAGUUGAGUCAAACAUCAUCAUCUUUAGAUAAUAAGACUUACCUGGUUAGUCAGAUGGGAUAUAAAAAUCAACCAACCCUGUUCAAGUCCUCAAACUUGAUGAGUCAGGCAGGAAAUUUAAGUCAGCCAACAACAUUAAACACCUCAAACGUGAUAAAUACCUUUCUUUCCAAGAAAGUGUGUCUGUCCAAAGAUCUAGCCACAAAAGAAGUACAGAAAUCACAACUUGUUCCAAUUCAGCCAAAACCCUCAUUUAGUACACCAAAAAUUCAGCUAAGUAGUCUUCAGGUACCAUUUAAACUUGCCACAACUGAGCCACUGCUAUCCACUGAAACUAGCCCAACAUUUAAAACAAACAUGGAGCUUAAACUGCAUGAUGAUGCCAAGAAUGCAUCAACUCAUUUUGACAGUGGUGCUGGUCCUUCUGAGAUAAACUCCUCUGUGUCAGCUGAAAGUGACGAAACUGAUGAGCAAAUGGAUGCAAGGUCUGACCAGGGGUGCUGUAGUAACCAAGGAUGUGGAGUAACGAUCAUUCCUGGCUCGCAUGAGAAUCUUCAGAAGUGUUGUAAUGCAGUUGUGCCAAAGAAACGUAAGCUCCACAUGGAACAGAAGCACAUGCCGUUUGCCUGGGGCUCGAGCCGCUAUGCCAGUAGGAAACUGCUGUACAGGAGUAAGGCUUGCAAUGCCGCCAGAGCUUCUGCUUCUAUGAUGAAUCGACCACAACAGUCAAGCAGCACAAUCUAUAUAGAUUUAAAGCCUGACAAUUUCAUUACUAGUGACAGUCAAAGUAACACAGAUGUCAGCUCCAGUAAUUACCCUCAGUCUGUGACUUGUUCAACAAGCUGUGUCGAAAGUUCGACUCUUCAGACAAAUUCAUCAGGGACCAAUAAACCAAGGUCAUUGAUGUUAAAGCCUGGGUCAGUAUUUUCUAUACCUUUCACCUACAAGAUACCCACACUAGUCUCUCAACCUACUUCCACACUGCCAUUUAAAAGGGUCAACUAUAGUUCUACACUCCCAACCCAGCGAUUUGUCAAGGACCAGUCUGCUGGUUCUCAAAUUGUAAUCACAGAUGCAUCAAAUAUCUACACAAAUGUUACCACCAGUCAUGGGACAAAGCCAGGCACUAGAGAAAUGAUUCGUUCCACAAUUUUGGCCAGGAAGGCACAGAGGUUAAAGGCAGAAAAUGAAAAGAGUGACAAUACAGAGGUCUUGAAGCCAUUCAAGUGUGAAAAAUGUACCAUGGGCUUCAACCAGCGCAUACACCUUAAGAAACACAUGAGUAAACACACAGGUAUCAAGCCAUUCAAGUGUGGGGAGUGUAGCUAUUCCACUGUGGAGAGAUCUCACCUCAAAGUCCACAUCAGGAUACAUACUGGUGAGAAACCAUUCAAGUGCACAUACUGUGAGUACGCAACGGCCCAGAACUCUACCCUGAAGAUCCACCUGAAGCGUCACCAUGGCGGCCGCAUGUUCUCGUGUACCUCCUGCCACAAACAGUUUACCCAGGAGCAGCAGCUUCGAGGUCAUGUGACUGAACAUUCUGACCAAUCAGUGGCUUCCUCUGCUGGCAAGGCCCCAUCAAAAUCUGCUCCAAGCAUACAGACCAGCCCAAACCAACCCAAUGUCACCUUACCUGCGUCUCAGCUAGACUGCUUUUCUAAUAAACCAACCAAUCAGAGACAAAUUUUGUGUCACAUGCCUACAUUGGAGGACCUGGCAGCCAAUCACAGUGAAGAUGAGAUUCAGGAGGAAAUGACAUCAAAGAAGACUGAUGAGAAUGCUGAUAUUGGAUAUGUGAUAUCUAUACCAGAAACAUCCGAUUCUGACAGUCAAAAUUUAACCAGUUGAUAACAGAAUGCAAAUUUAAGAUAUUAAGUUUGUUCUUGACAGAUUUGUUAUUAUUUAUUAUUUUUAUUUACGGUAGGUAUUGGUGCAUUGUCUUUUUAAUUUAUUAUUGUUUUAUGGGUUGAUGACUUGUGUUUUUUUGGCACACUUCAGGCCCAAAUUGUGCUAAACAUUAAAGAAUUAAACUAUCCUCAUAAGCUUUGCUUUGGGAUGAUUUGUGUAAUAUUUACAUUCUUAAGAGUUGUUUGACGAAAGGAAAAUUAUAAUCAUGAAAAUCAUGUUAAACUUAUUUUUAUAAGUAAAAUCAAGAUUAAAUAAGGGAUUCAGCUAAAUGAAAUGAGAUAAUUCAACAUGUUAUGCUCUUCGAGAUUUUUCGAGAUGUUGGGGCCAGAUUUAUGACUACUCACUUAAAUUCAUACAUAAGAUAUAAUUAUAUAUUAAGAAACUUAUGCUUCUGUAUACUUUGUUAUUCAAUAUCCAUGUAAGUGGAUUAUUAUUAUUGGUCUAUAAGAGAUUAAACAUAACAACAUUUCAAAUCACUAUGUUACCCUUGUUUUAUCUGAUAGAGGUACGUCUGACUUAAACUGCCGAUGAUUGUUGGUUGUGGUUAAUUGUAUGAAUUUGAUCUCCUACUUAUGCAAACGUAACUUACUUUAUUUUGCUUACGAAUAAUAUUUUUUACCUUUGUUAAGUCUUUUAUAUGUAUUAUCAACUGUAGUCCGUUUCCUCUUUUGAGAACAUUAUUUAAAGGCAUGUAUUAAUUCAUUGUUCUUUGGGUUCUUGCCUUGUGCCCCCAAACAGGGUAAUCGGUUUAUUUUUUGGUUUUUGACUACUUUGCAUGUCCCUGUAGUUUUCAUUGUAUUAUUUAAAUCAGUCCUUUGUAUUUGUCAUUUGCAUUGGUAAAGUUUUGCUGAUUGAGUAACUUUUAUUUUCGAGCCUGUUUAAUGGACAUUUGUUCACAAUCAUUGGAAAAAGGAUAUACUUUUACUAGCUGCAUAUUAAUACUGUAAUUACUUUUUAUCUUGACUUUUUGAUGAAUAAGGAGGUCUAUACUUCUCAUUUGGUUAAUGUUUUAGGGCAUGUUGGCAUUUUCACUUAUAAUUCCAAUAACCUUCAUACUUCAAUCAAUUGUUCAGGCCCAUCACACUAUUAGGUAGCAUAACUCCUAAUUACAAAUUAUGGCCCCUGAUUGACUUUGGAGCCUAGGUUAAAGUUUUAGGGGACAUUGUGUCUGAUCAAAUUUUUAUGGCACUUUGGGAUUCAUUAAUAACCUUCAUUCAGUACUUCACACACUUGUUGACGGCCAUCAUACAAUUACAAUAUACAUGUAGGUUACAUAACUUCAUGUUAACCUAAAACGUUAUGGUCCUUGUUCAAGUAGGAAAGUUUGGUUUAAAUUUAAGGGCACCUAUGAGUUUUACCAUUCAUUCAAAGGACUUAAUACUUCAUAGGUUUGUUCAUGGCCAUCACUCAAUUAGGUUGCAUAACUCGAUAUUUUUCUAAUGCAAAUUUUGGUCUUGAUCAACUUAAUAAGUAUUGUUUAAAUUUUGAUCGUUAAAAUCGUUUCUUUUCAAUAACUUUUGAAUGUAUUGUUGUAGUCUUCAAACUUAGUAUGCACAUUAGUCACCAUCAGCAGAUAACCUUUAAUAUAUAAUAUACAUUGAUGACAUAGUUGGUCAAGAUCAUGGUAAUCUAUACAAGAAAAAAUGAUGCAAGUUUCCAAAAGAUGUCUUUUCCAAUUUGCAGAUCUUUUGUUACUUAAAAGGCGAUAUAAAUAUAGCUUAUUUAGCCACGGUUGUGGUAUCAGCAACACCACGUUAAAGAGACGCCACAAGAGUUAUGCCCCUUUUACAUUUAGUGGUCUUGUGCAGAGAAUAAUUUAAGUAUUGAUUAAUAAAUUAUUAUGAAACUUGGUGACAAAGGCAUAACUUCUCGGUCAAGUUUUAUAUUUGGAUAAAUGGCCACAGCUAGCUGUUACUUCAGAGUCAGGUUUCUUCAACAUUAAAAACACCCAGUUGGUAUAUAUAUCUUGUGUAGAAGAUAUCUUGAGUAUUGAUUGCUCAAUCAUGAUGGAAAUUUGUGGGCAAAUUCUCAGUGACUGCCUUUUUGUUUGAAAAUAGUUUCUUAAUUUGAUGUUCUGGGAAAUGUUGUGUUGCCUCAAAGUUCAGUCCAGCGUUUGUUAAUUAAAUUAACUUGAACCUAAAGAGGUUCCUUUGAUGUUUGGUGAUGAUAAUUGGCAAUCUCCCAUUUAAAUCGUUAUCUGACUCUUAUGGUAAUAAAAAAGCGUAAUUCUAGAAGAGGAUAAUUUUUAAUUAUGUUCAGUAUCAGGUUAAAGGUGAAUUCGCCUUAAACUUGCUUUUCACGUUUUUCAGUAAAAUGUUACCUUUUAAGAUCAGAGAAAAUCUUGUAUUUCAUAUUUUUUAUAAUAAAUUUUAGGUGGGCUUUAAACAUAUUUCAAUCGUGUCACUUGAUUUACUAUUUAUUAAAAACAAUGAUGGUAAUUCGACCAUAAAUCUUCUUAAUCUUAUUUGAGAUUAUAAAAACCAAAUUUCUUUCAUCCUGUUUCCAUAGUAAUUCUUACAUUACAUGUUAUUAUCUUUCCCACAUGCCUACAUGACAUGUCAAUGCUUUCUCUUCAUUGACAACAUAUAUUUCACAUUUUCACAACAUAAUAUCAUGAAUUGUUAAUUUAUUGUUUGGUGUUUUAAAUAUUGACAAAUGAAUGUGUGUCGGUGCCAAAUCUGCGUCAUUAUGCUGUAGAAAUAAAUCACGUGAUUCAUCAUUAAAUACAUUGGUUACUGUU
Messenger RNA from Mya arenaria, 5494 nucleotides. Its product is annotated as zinc finger E-box-binding homeobox 1-like. Gene Ontology annotation, molecular function: RNA polymerase II cis-regulatory region sequence-specific DNA binding; DNA-binding transcription factor activity. The coding region runs from base 124 to 2694 and encodes 856 amino acids. The transcript has 6 exons. Gene Ontology annotation, biological process: regulation of transcription by RNA polymerase II. NCBI's taxonomy places the organism in Eukaryota, Metazoa, Mollusca, Bivalvia, Myida, Myidae. The record is from RefSeq and is a predicted model, not a curated record.